Molecule: messenger RNA, 4655 nt
Organism: Notodromas monacha
Lineage: Eukaryota; Metazoa; Arthropoda; Ostracoda; Podocopida; Cyprididae
Source: the annotation of a GenBank genome assembly
AUUUGUAGGCUUUACGUUUGCGUAGGUAAUGCCGUCCCCGCUAGUGAGAUAAUUACGGUGUAACCUACUUACCUACGGCAUGUGACUCGAGGAAAAUGCGAUUUGCGAAUGACACUCAGCGUGGAAUGAGAUAAUAUACGUGUGCUAUCCUGGAUUAAUUUCGGCAGCGAUGGAAGUCUUGCUAGCCACGGCUAAUGUGGGAUCCAUCUUCGAAGAGCCGGAUGUAAUGCUGAAGGGAUGGUUGAAUGUAUUCCUGAGAAAGUUGUCUGAGUUGAAUCCACAAUUUGUUGCUAUUCACUGUCAAGAAGUCGGAGGAAAAAAUUACGAAAGUAGUAUGCAGUAUGUCGGAGGGUUCGUGGAUUCAAUCCUUUCGAGCGUUGAAGCAUCAGGAUUCAAUAAGUCUUUAGUCAUUCUUGACGAGGACUAUUCGGUUGCGGAAAAUUUCACUGCUCUUGGAAAUAUUUACAUGAUACGCAAAGAUUUGGAAGAUUGUAACUUUCCCAAUCCCUAUUCGCUGAACCGUAGAAGAGCCUUGGACCACACGGUGCAGAGGUUUUUUCAUGACGGGCUGGACAACGUACCAUCUUUCAUUUUUGGGGAUUUUAAUUUUCGGCUGGAUACAGGCACCGUUGUUAAAGUAUGCACGGGGGGUGAAUUCCAGCCGACGGAAGAAACGAAGGGUGUAUCGCAAUUUUUCGGUGAAAACAAUGAUCUUCUGUUCACGCUGGGAAAGAAAGAAUUCGCUAGAGUUGAUCAUGACGAAUUCUUCCUGAAGGAAAAGGGCGACUGGUUACUUCCUUUUGACCGAGAGAUGGAAGAUUUCCGUGGCACGCUCUUCGAAUUUGGUAUUAAAUUUCCACCGACUUACCCAUAUGAAGAGGAUGUGAAGGCGCCUUGCUCAUUGAUGAGAACGAGAUGUCCAUCAUGGUGUGACAGGGUUUUGCUGUCACAUUCCGCCAGGCUAUUAGUGGAUGAUAUGGGCUCCAUUAUUUACGACAUCAUCGGUUUCGACACAUGCACUGGAGACCAUAAGCCGGUAUUCCUGAAACUGCGUAUGAAGAAAGACAUGGGAGACGGGAAGGAUGUGGUGUGGGAGCGCCAGGACUCCGUCAGAGGUCUUUCGCGUCGUGGGAAGGGCAAGUCGUUGGCUGUAGAAGGUAGUAGUUGCCCGGUUGUGUCGUCUUUGGACUCAUGCCUGCCUGCGCACGAUUUCCUGUGUCCGUCGUGUCGCGCUGCGCCGUUGGACCGGUCGCAAUCCGAACGUAAGCGGCCCGCGCGCCGCACGCAUCAGGUUGCCUCUUCCACGCUUAGUGCCGACGCGUGCCGCAACUGCCGCCGCGCUCGACCUGGCCCGCGGGUCCGAAUGCACUUGUUGGCCCGUGGGUCGUCUUCUCGUCCCCUGAGUCACCACUCGUCGUCUGACGAAGAGUGGUUCGAACGGGUAGUGGAGGAUGGGAAUGCCAAAAAUAAAAAUGCAGAACCUCCCGGUAUCUCUGCUUUGCCGACCUCUUCGGACGCAAACCCAACCCCGCAAUCUCAGUUUUUCAAGGCUUGUUGUUGUGUUUCUUAGUUUGAGAACUACCCGAACCGGGGAAACCAUGCAGAAACUGUUCAGAAUCUUUGAUGCCCAUCGUACGUCGUUGAUUUGGGUAAUAAGGUACAAUCAGAUCGCUUUGAUUCCUAUUUACCUUGAAGUUGAUGACACUGAUAUUUUUCUGUACCAUUUACAUAAUCUUUACGCAAGCCCCCGUCAUGGAGGGGAUAUCCGGGUUUUUAAUGUUGCGAAAAACGGAAGCUUUCGAAACGCACAAAAAUUAGUAAAGCUCGUGAUACAUAAUCCAGGGAAAUUUUCGGAACCCUCUAUAAUUUCGACUUGUUGAAGACAACAUUUUGUAAAUGCCUAUUAAUGAGGCUUACUUACCACAGCUUUGGUAGGUGUGUCCUUCUCUCAAAGAAACGCCGAACCCACUGCUAAAUACAGUACCUAACGGUAUUUUUCCAGUGAUUGUUGAAACGUCACGUACGAGUACAAGAUGAGUUCCACUGAAGAAUAAUUUUGAAAUGUUCCCACUUAUAUUUUUCUGUAUGCUGUACUUGAGAAAAAGGAAGGUUUAGUCCCUUCAUAUUUUGGCGAGGAUCGUUAUCUUGAUAUUUUGAGAAGGUUUAUUUGAUUAUUGCCAUCUCGAAAAUCACUCAAUUGAAGCGAUGGAACGUUCCAGAGGCGCGUUUGGGUUGUGUAAAUAGCAAUUUCAGCGAUUGAAUGAAGGUUGUUUCGAAGUAGCAAGUAAAGCUGUGAUGAAUUCUUCAUUAUAAGCAGUCGCCUCUUUGAAGUUUUUUCCGCGUUCUUCUGUCGAAAUGUGUGACGAAGGACGAAUUGAUUUAUUUUAGGGAUAUAUGUGGAUAUGAGCCUAUGUGAGAUUGAUCAAGUAUUUCGUCAUUUUACGGAAUUUUCCCAAUCAUUCCGUGAUUUUGGCCGGCGUCAAAAUUUUGCGUUGCCCAAUUUUGGCCUCGAGAGGAGUUGUAAUUACUCUACUAACCAUGUGAAACUUGUCGCAAGUCGCAACAUCGACCGAGAAUGUAGUCAUUCCUCCUUUUCUUUUAAAUGUUACUGAAGCAUUCAUACCUGAGGUUUUUUCAUUUGUGAUUGCAAUCUCCGCGAUUUAAACUCUUCUGCUCGUGUUCUUCAUGUUUCCUUUUUAUGGAACCUGCUCUGUUUUAGUUCUUUAUAUGCAUUUAGUGUGGGACUGUUUUUAUGCGAAGUCGUCACUAAUAAUGCUCUUGACUCAUUUCCAUGUUUUGAUAAGUCUUUUUAGCUUUUUCGCUCGUAUCGAGUUUAUUCUUCGUGAUUGAAGAUAAUUUGUUCUGAAUCUCAGCGAGUGCAUCAAGUGUAGUGAAUGCUCUUAACACAUUCAGUCAUUUAAUUCGGCGUAUAUUUUACCGAAAUUUAUCUUGACCGCUUUGUACGAUUUUUGACCGAAAAUCCGGUGCCAUUUUUGUUCUGUUGUUUGCCAUGAACGUCGCAUUUUUCGGCUGUAUGGCUUUUCUUCAGUUGAAGACAGCGCACAAAGUGAUGCACUUGUUCUAGGGACUGGAUUGCAGUAGAAGGUUGUGAAAGGGAUCCUUCACUUGGACGUUUGAGUUGAAUGGAUAUGUUUGUGUAAUUUGAUCGUAUGCACGACGUCGGAGUUUGCCUUUAGUUGUGGAGUUAAUAUCCGAAUUUACGAAACACUGACCCGAUUUUCCGGGGGUUUCGCAGAUGGAAUUGUCGAGACUCGAAGCUCGUGCGAAGGAUCUCGGAAAGAGACGUCGGUUUGAGGCUCAGCUACCAGGUUCGGUUCAAUAUAUUCCGAAUUUCGAAAAGUGCCAAUGGGAUAUUCGUCGUUUCGUGUUUUUUGUACGUAGUUAAUCAGAUAAUUUCGUUUAUUGCGCGUUUUUUAACAUGCCAAAAGUCUUCCUGAUUGGUUUCAUCCGGAGACGACAAGCUUUGGUUGUAAAGUGGUCGUGAACGGAGAGCAAAAGUUACCGAUCAUUUCGAGUCAGUUCAAGUUUGCUUUGUUUUGCUCACGAUGUACUCAGAUUUUCAUCCCAAUUUAUGCGACUGUUUCAGUUUUUGUGUUUGUUUACAAAGCAGUUUCCUCUCUUGUGUUAGCUUUUUCGAGGACGGUUAUUUCGAUUUUCCUCCGAAAUUAUGUGUCACGAUACAAUGUGUUCAGUGGAUGUUUAUGACGUUGGUGGGUGUCGUUUAAAUUGGAAUUUUACGGGGUGAAAAAAAACGAAUUAUCCAUUGUUGCAGACCGUUCUCGUGUCUGUGCAUAUGUGCGGUAUUGUUUCUAAUGAUGUGCAUAGUUUCAUUCUUACGCGAAAUGGCAAAAUCGCUCUGGCACGAUUUCUUCAAUAGCUUGAACGUUUAAUUUGUCCGUCGGGAAAUUCGUGUCCUUGGAUUCGAGCAAUAUUUACUAAUUUGAAGAAACUAAUUUGGUUUGACGUGUUUUUCCGUCUGAUCCAGAUUGACGCUUAUAGAGCGGAAGUAAACUUUUUGUAAUGAUUUUACUCGUUCUUUAAUUGAGGGAUUAUCAGCCGUUGAUGUUUUCUGCGGAAAGCCGCUUUAUUGACUGUUCAAAGAUGUGUACCGACUUAAGUUAAUUAUGUCCCGUCAAUGCCUUGAUUAUCUUGGCUUCUACUGAAGUAGUUCAAUGCCUGAUACCAACUGGAUGCAGGAAAUGGUGGUUCGAAGUGUAAAUGCAGUAUGAAUUGAGCAACUUGCAAAUUUUCUUCUCUUCGGCUUGCUAGUCUUCUUUCGUGUCUUGGUAGUCAAAUAAGAUUAAUGUCGUACCAAAUUUUUAAAAGAUAUCUGACUGUCAGAAUACUUGAGCAGUGCAUCGUGUAGAAGUGAAAGUGGUACAAUCGUUUUAAAAGUGAUUAUCUCUUCCUGCUCCGUGAGUGGAGUUUUUGGCUUUUUGCAAAGUAUUUGACGAUGCUUUUCAAAUCCUUUAAAAAAUUUUGUUCCAAGCUUUAAAAUCAAUAGUAUAUUGUAACAUGUACAUGGUUGAACUUCUGAAAUGGCUAUUGGGUAACCCCGCAAAGUUGAACUACAGUAAUUUUCUUCGGCGAAGAAGUCGUGUUGGAGCUAUUUGAAGUACAAUUUUUUUCAUCAA